UUUUGUUUUACACUUCUGGCACGUUCACGUUUUUAAUAAGGUUUUUCGUAUAAUUUGGCACGAUUUUGGUGAAAGAUCUGUGACAAAUAUUCGGUUUUGCGGUUGAUAAUAGUUUCAACCAGCAAUCAUGAAGCCAGGCCAAUCCAGCAAACCAGCGAAAUCUCUGAGCCAAUCGAAAUCAGCAGCUACUACGUCUGUAGCAUCCGUCUCUCGUCCAGCUCCGGAAAUCGACGCCAGUCCGAUACGGAAAUAUACCGAUGGAGGCCAAAAAUUGAUGCUCAACGCCAUGAAAGCUGUUCUGGCAUUGCCUUCCGGCAACUCUCGAGAUCUGUAUGACACGCACCCAUCGUUCGUCCGGAUCAUGGAUACUCAGGCGAACAAUGUUCUGCACAUGAUUUCUGACGUGCUGAAAAUGCAUGAAAUAAAAGGGAACAUUGUCGUUCGCGAUCGGGAGGAAAAAUUUGAACUACUGCAGGAGUUCAACGACUCCAUUCUUGAGCGAAUCAAUUCAAAUCUGGACGAAGUGGCGGGAAUCAAGAAGAAGCACGAAACGGUGCUUGUGCAGAGCGAAAUCCAGCUUCAGGCUACACCUCGGCAGCGUCUGAGUGGCAGUUGGAACAAUUCCAUUAAGACUACCGCAGCUGCUGCAGUGAUGAAGGCUACUCUGGUUACUGGAACGAACAUACAGCGACCUCAAGCAAAUUUCAAAGUUCCGGUGGAUAACUCGUCGUUGAAUCCGUUCGUCCCGAAGAUAAAGGAAAAGCCGAAUUCUCUGAAGCCGCUGGCUGUUCUUCCUGAGUACGACGAGGCAGGGAAUAUUGUCAGCUAUCUGCAUCCGUACGAAUUUGAGUUGGACAGGUUUGAACCCUCUAAAGAAGCACUGAAGACGGUAGAGCCACAGGAACCUUUGCUGCUAGAAAACACCCCCAUGGACAUCAUCGAUAAGGAAAAUCAACUCCCGGUGCUUUUGAGGGAAUUGAAGGCUGCCAAAGAGCUUGCAAUUGAUUUGGAACACCAUUCGUAUCGGACAUAUCAGGGGUUCACCUGUCUGAUGCAAAUUUCUACACGAAGUAAGGACUAUAUCAUCGAUACGUUGGCUCUUCGCGAAGAAUUGUACGUUUUGAACGAAGUGUUCACCAAUCCAAAGGUGGUGAAAGUAUUGCACGGUUCGAUAAGCGAUAUCGAAUGGCUUCAGCGGGAUUUGUCCUUGUACAUAGUAAAUAUGUUUGAUACUGGUGAAGCUGCGAAGGUUUUGGAGUUUUCAAGAAUUGGUUUACAGUUCCUCUUGAAGCAUUAUUGCAACAUCGAGACGGACAAAGCGUACCAGCUAGCCGAUUGGCGUAUUCGUCCAAUUCCACACAAUUUCGUCGAUUAUGCUCGUAAAGAUACCCACUAUCUGCUAUACAUCUACGAUCGAAUGCGUAACGAGUUGAUCGCGAAAGGCGCUAGCUUCUUGCCUACCGUUUACAACAAAUCUACCUUCAUGUGCAAGCAGCGUUACAUUAAACCGGUCAUCAACGAAGAUGCAGUCAUGAACAUCUAUCGUCGGUCAAGGCACGUGUUCGAUCAACGCCAAAUGUAUGCUUUCCGGGAAAUACUCUACUGGCGCGACAAAAUCGCCCGCCAGGAAGACGAAUCCCCCGGUUACGUUCUACCUCAGCACAUGGUGUUGGACAUUGCAUCCAAGUUGCCCCGCGAGAUGCAAGGAAUAAUCGCUUGCUGCACGCCGGUCCCAUCGCUAGUACGGCAACAUUUGCAUACGCUGCAUCAGAUCAUCCUCAAAGCAAGGGAGAUCCCGUUGAAUAAGGCCGUUCCGCAAGCGAUCGAACAUCAGAAGGACACUCGCCACAAGAUGCAAUCAUCGUUCGACUUGAGUAAUCCACUGUUUUGUCCGCACGAUACUAGCCAUGGGGUGCACCUGGAGACCAACAUGCCGACUUUGCUCAGUUCAUCCAGCAAGAUUGGCGUUUGCGAGGAGGUUGUGGCCGGCAUAGUCAAAGAGCAACCGGAUGCGUCAGUAUUCGUGGAGUCGAAAAUGAGAACGUUGGAUGAGAAGGGAAGACUAAUUUUGGACCAUAGCUUAUCGGAGGAUUCCAAGAUGAUCAAAUUCAUCGAAAUGCACUAUCAAAACAAGCAGCAAGACCGUGACCAGAGUCUGAACGGCACCCUGAACCUAUCCUAUCAGGAUCGUAAAUUCAACACCCCAUACGAGAGGCACUUGGAAACUUGCCGCAAUCGUUACCAGAAUGAGGAGGAGCCUGAACUAGAAGAGAAACCGGUGGUGAAACUGGAACGUGGUGAAAAGCCUGCUUCUUCCAAUGUGGUUAAGGCAGAACCAGUGUCCAAGCUUCCUUUGAAGGCUCAGAAAAGACAGGAAGAAAGGGAAGCGAAGCGCAAGCUUGUUCAAACGGAAACGGCCAACAAGAUCCUGUUCAGCAACUAUGAACCUCAGCAGAAGAAGGAAAAGACAGAUCGUCUGUCCAAAGGGGAGUUCCCAAUGCCAAUUAAAAUGCCAGGUGAAAUAAAUGAUAAUGCUGAUGCUGGGAACGACAAUGACAACGACGAUGAUGAUGAUUAUUAUGAUGCCAGGAAUGUGUCGGGUCAGAGUAGUCAGAACAGUAGCUUUGCCAACGGGGGUAAGAAAGGUAAAAACAAGAAGAAAAAGUUUAAUAAACCAGGAAAAGCCGCGCAAAAGGAUUUCAAGCAAACUUCAAACAAACCGGUGCCUUUCGACUACAGUCAAGCUGACUACUCUAAGUUCCAAGGAGGAUCGAAACCACUGCCUCAGAAAGGUAAGAAAGGCAAGUUCUUUGCACGGAAAUUCGGUCAAGGUGCCGGUGCUUCCACGGGUGAAGGCUCUAUUGAUGCUGCCGAGAAGAGGCUCCAUCCCAACAGCAGAAUAGCGAAGGGAAUCAAGCAGAGCCAGAAAAUGUUUAACUUUAGUAGCAAUAAUUUACAAAGGAAGAAGUAAGGAAAUUUGUAAGUAUGUAUGUUCUAAUAACAUAAGAUCAUUUGGCAAAAAAACAU
Messenger RNA from Ochlerotatus camptorhynchus, 3027 nucleotides. RefSeq names its product exosome component Rrp6 (gene Rrp6). Lineage: Eukaryota; Metazoa; Arthropoda; Insecta; Diptera; Culicidae. The transcript is spliced from 4 exons. Gene Ontology annotation, biological process: nuclear polyadenylation-dependent rRNA catabolic process; nuclear polyadenylation-dependent antisense transcript catabolic process; nuclear polyadenylation-dependent snoRNA catabolic process. The coding region runs from base 128 to 2971 and encodes 947 amino acids. Gene Ontology annotation, molecular function: nucleotide binding; single-stranded RNA binding; 3'-5'-RNA exonuclease activity. The record is from RefSeq and is a predicted model, not a curated record. Gene Ontology annotation, cellular component: nuclear exosome (RNase complex); nucleolus.